AUCCCUCCCCGGAUGCCCAUAAGCACUCCUGUGUGUGACUUCAGGGGGUGUUGUUACACUCCUUUACACUCCGUCCUCUCCUCUCACACAUGCUGCUGCUGCUGGUAACAAAGGAGACAACAACAGAGGGAUGGUGUGUGUGCGCUCAGACAACAAGCUUGUCACAGACACAAGAAGUUAAACUGAACCGGUUUUAUUUUUUAAAUUUGAACCAACGGUUAAUUUAACGACCGUUAUGUUCAAACCUCCGCGAGACGACCAGUUAAGUUUAAAGUAACGUAGCUGCUGCGUCCCGGGGCCGAUUUCAACCUGAAGCCUGGAGAUAAAUAUGUUGGACUGCCAACACUACAGACAUGUCUGAAUAACAACGGUGAUGAUGAGAUUCUCACAUUGACCCUUGCCUUCAAGGCCUGACCUCUGAUUGGUCAGGGCUGAGAGUGAAACACGCCAUAAAAGAAGAAUCCAGCUACCAUGUCUGUUCAGGAAGCACCCCAACGGGCCACAUCGCCUUUGCCCCUCAAACCUGAGGCCAAACCGAGACCGGAGAUCCCUCCAAAACCGUCAGCACAAUCCAACUCCCCUCCCCUGGCACACUCGAGCAGCAAUACAAGUCUUUCCGAAGGGAAGGUGAAGAGGAUUGUGAACCAGUUUAGCAAACAGGAAUCUGAGCAGAGCGAGCCGGGGGAACAACUCACUAAUGGCACUGCAGAAGUCAAGCCGUUGAAACGGUUCAAACGGCCGCCUACGGUAAAACCUAAACCGGGCCGUGCAAGUCUGCCGCUUAAGCUGGGGAGAGAGCAGGCGCCUCCACUGCCUGCGAAGAGGAGCCGAAAGCCCAAAGAGAGAGGAGGAGAGGAGGGGGACAGCGUCAGCUUGGAAGGAGGUCGAUCAGCGCCCGAUGGAAAAGAGGUGGAGACUCAGCCGAUUGGAGGAGCUGAAGCGGAGGCGGAGCAUAGUCCGUACGCGCCUCUCGGCCCCAGCUGCGAGCCGAACUGCGGCUGCGUGUGCCACAUCCAGUGGCCUGGCAUGAAACUGAUAUGGGUGCCUGUGGAUGAAGACGGCGGGGAGGAGGAGGGCGAAGCUGGAGGCGAGGAUGAGACUGAUGAAGAGCAGAGGGUGGAGGAUGGGGAGGAUGAAGAGGUAGGGAUAGGUGAGGAAGGGGACAGCGAGGCAGGGGAUGAGGGGGACAGGACUUCUGUGGUUGAUGAGAGUGAAGUGAAGCAAAAUAAGAAUAAGUUCCACCAAAAUUUGGACGUUUUGAUCGCAGAGGGUCACCGGAGACGUUCGGACCCCGGCCCUCACUCUGUUCUCGCGCUCGCUGUCACCCGCUCUCAUUCUCCCCCUGUUCCCCCGAAACAGUCUCAGUCAGCACAAAUCCACCACCCCCCCGCCCAAAACGAGGAAGAAGAAAACAUUUAUGAGGAUACGCUUUUUGUGGUCGAGCCCAAAAAGGCUGCGCCUGUGUGUAAGGAGCUGGAUAUUCCUCUGAUCAAGGUGCGCAAACCAGCCCGUCGGUCUAAACUGUCCUACAGCACCUCAGACCCAACAUCAGAGUUUCAGGCUGGCGCAGAGCCCACCCCGAGCCCAGACGAAGUGCCGCCUGCCAUCCCGCCGAGGAUGCCCGUGCCUCAGGACAGUCGCAGCCUCACUCCAGUGCAUCGUGCCGGUGUUCCUCUCCCGCAGCCCACAGUGGAGGAGUGGCGCAACUUGCGUCCAUCUUCCCCAAACAGCUCUACUGGCAGCGGGCUGAGCCCCCAACGGGCUAUCACUCCACCCCCAGCCAGCCCUCACAGACCUCCACCUCCACCGCCAAAGGCAGAUCCCAGGAGGCUCAGCAGCGCCUCACUGCAGUCCAUCACGUCGAGGAAAGAUGCAGAGGAGAAUGGAGGGUAUGAAGGAGAGAAAGAGGACACAGUGGAAGAACCGCCGGUCAGGAGAGGCUCCCUCAAGAGGGAGUCUUCGUUCAGCUGGGAGUCCCGGCUGCAGGAUGAGCCUCUGUACCAAACAUACCGCGCCACCGUCAUCACCAAGGAGAUCCGGCGUCAGACAGUUUGCCGCAACAUCAGUAAAACUAGUGCCGACUACGCUAUGGACUGGACAGCACGUCGCUCUGGGACUGGGACUGGGGCUGCAACUGGAAACGGAGGACCCAGGGGAAGCCCCGUGCCCACUCCGGGCCAGAGCACCCUGUGGCAGGACCUCCCAAAUGUACGGGACAGCGGAGUGCUGGAGCAGCUCACGCCUGAGCAGUGCAAGUACCAGGAGAGUAUGUUUGAAGUUUUGACAUCUGAGGCCUCUUACCUUCGAUCGCUGCGAGUUCUGACCGAACACUUCCUGAACAACCGGGACCUGGACGAGACGCUGAUCAUCAGAGACAAAAAGACCCUCUUCUCCAACAUCCUGAGGGUCCGGGAGGUCAGCGAGAGGUUCUUGAAAGACCUGGAGGACCGCAUAUUUGAGGAUUUGGUCUUCCCUGACAUCUGUGGCAUAAUCCACUACCACGCCCAGCACAACUUCCCCGCCUACAUCGACUACGUCCGCAACCAGAUCUACCAGGACAAGACCUUCACCUUGCUCAUGAAGAACAACACACAGUUUGCUGCGGUCAUCACUCGUCUCCAAGAGUCGCCUCAAUGCCAGCGGCUGCCCUUCAUGUCCUUCUUGCUGCUGCCCUUCCAACGAAUAACGCGCAUCAAAAUGCUCAUCGAGAACAUCCUGAAGAGAACAAAGGAGAGGACAAACGAGGAGGAGACGGCCUCCAAGGCUUUGGCUUCUGUCUCAAAGAUCAUUGACGAGUGUAACACACAGGUGGGAAAGAUGAGACAGAUGGAGGAGUUAAUUCAUGUCUCCCAAACACUGGAGUUUGACAAGCUCAAGGCCAUCCCGAUCAUCUCCCAGACACGAUACUUGGAGAAGAAGGGAGAGCUGCAGGAAAUGUCUAAAGGAGGAACGCUCUUCAACAUGAGGGCAAAGUUCACCCCAGUCUACCUCUUCCUCUUCAACGAUCUGUUCGUCAUCACCGUCAAGAAAGGCGCAGAGCGUUUUGUGGUACUCGACCAUGCCCAUCGCUCUCUGGUGCAGGUGCAGGCGAUAGAUGAAAGCGGGAACAGCGGCGGCCCCUACGAACACUGCUUCAACCUCACCCUGCUGGAAAACCACCAGGGACGCAUGAUGGAGAGGCUGUUGAAAGCUCCGUCACAAUCAGACAUGCACAGGUGGAUGGCGGCUUUCCCCAACCCCACCAAGCCUGACGGAGAUGAGGAUGAAGUGAUUUAUGAGGACUGGGAUUGUCCUCAGGUGCAGUGCGUGGAGCAGUACGUCGCCCAGCAGGCAGACGAGCUCGCCCUGGAGCCCACCGAGAUCGUCAACGUCAUCCGUAAAACCAACGAGGGAUUUUAUGAAGGCAUCCGCCUGUCGGACGGUCAGAAGGGCUGGUUCCCCGUGGGAAACGUCAUAGAGAUCACCAACGAGCACGUGAGGCGGCGAAACCUCCGAGAGCGCUACAGAGUCAUGCAGGCUGCGAGCAUGGUCACCAACAGCAAGCCCAGCACCUUACAUUGAAGAUCGACGGAUUGUGGAUGUUUACAUUUUUAAAAAAAGGACGAUAACUUUUAUAGACUCUGUACAUCAGUUUCUAACAACCAGGAUAUGAAAGAUAAAAAGGAGAAGAGUGGCCGGUCAUGAAACAAACCUGCAAUCAUCACCUUAUUUAUACUAUUUCACUACUCGAGGCAGAUCAUUUACUGCUGACGCUGAAAAGAAACUUUGCGAACGUGCAUGAGCGCAGCAUCUCCUCGUCAGCCCUUACCCUCCACGUGCUCGGCGAGGAAACCGCAGGUUUGAAAUGCCAGUCAUUCUCUAGCGCUAGUGCUCGACCAGUUUGUAGACAUGUCAUGCCCGCUGCGACGAGAAGAGCUGGAUGUUUCUGUAAAUGCUCAGUCUCAUUCCUGCCUUGCACAACAACCUGUCGUGUCACCACGGGAUAUGACUUUGAGGCGUGAGGAAUUUUUCUCACCGCACGAACAAGAAAACUGAUUCGGGAAGUG
Messenger RNA from Larimichthys crocea (large yellow croaker), 4046 nucleotides. It is a transcript of the gene arhgef15b, whose product is annotated as Rho guanine nucleotide exchange factor 15b. The record is from RefSeq and is a predicted model, not a curated record. The coding region runs from base 472 to 3561 and encodes 1029 amino acids. Gene Ontology annotation, biological process: activation of GTPase activity. Gene Ontology annotation, molecular function: protein binding; guanyl-nucleotide exchange factor activity. NCBI's taxonomy places the organism in Eukaryota, Metazoa, Chordata, Actinopteri, Sciaenidae. The transcript is spliced from 16 exons.